Cynocephalus volans (Philippine flying lemur) is the source of this 1020-nucleotide messenger RNA. RefSeq names its product zinc finger protein 14-like. Gene Ontology annotation, biological process: regulation of transcription by RNA polymerase II. Gene Ontology annotation, cellular component: nucleus. The transcript is spliced from 6 exons. Lineage: Eukaryota; Metazoa; Chordata; Mammalia; Dermoptera; Cynocephalidae. Bases 1 to 1020 code for a protein of 339 amino acids. The record is from RefSeq and is a predicted model, not a curated record. Gene Ontology annotation, molecular function: RNA polymerase II cis-regulatory region sequence-specific DNA binding; DNA-binding transcription factor activity, RNA polymerase II-specific.
AUGGGUGAAUGCGGCUGUCUGGACUGUAUGGACGAACACCGGAGAGCUGCCCGAAACUGUGAUCUGGGCAAUGAUGAAGCUGAUGAGCUGGAUAAGGACUCAGUGGCCUUUGAGGAUGUGGCUGUCAACUUCACCCUGGAGGAGUGGGCUAUGCUGGAUCCUUCCCAGAAGAAACUCUACAAAGAUGUCAUGGGGGAAAUCCGUACAUACUUGGCUUCUGUAGGAAAAAGAUGGGAAGAUCAGAACAUUGAACAUCAGUACAAAAAUCACAGCAGAAAUAUAAGAAGCUUUCAAGUGCAUGAAAGAACUCACACUGCGGAGAAGCCCUAUGAAUGUAAACGCUGUGGUAGAGCCUUCGUUUACUCUGGUCACUUUCGAGAACAUGAAAGAACUCACACUGGAGAGAAGCCCUAUGAAUGUAAACAAUGUGGUAAAACCUUCGGGUGGCACAGUUCCUUUCGAGUACAUGAAAGAAAUCACACUGGAGAGAAGGCCUAUGAAUGUAAACAUUGUGGUAAAGCCUUCAGUUGUUCCUCUUCCUGUCGAAAACAUGAACGAACUCAUACUGGAGAGAAGCCCCACGAAUGUGAACACUGUGGUAGAGCCUUUAGUUGUUCUGGCUCUCUUGUAGUACAUAAAAGAACUCACACUGGGGAGAAGCCCUAUGAAUGUACACACUGUGGUAGAGCCUUUAAUAAUUUCUCUUCCUUUCAGAAACAUGAACGAACUCACACAGGAGAGAAGCCCUAUGAGUGCACACAGUGUGGUAGAGCCUUUAAUAAUUCCUCUUCCUGUCAGAAACAUGAACGAACUCACACAGGAGAGAAGCCCUAUGAGUGCACACAGUGUGGUAGAGCCUUCAGUUCUUCUUGUUCUCUUGUAGUACAUAAAAGAACUCACACUGGGGAGAAGCCCUAUGAAUGUACACACUGUGGUAGAGCCUUCAGCCAUUGCAGUUCAUUUCGAAGACAUGAAAGGACUCACACUGGAGAGAAACCCUAUGAACGUAAGCAGUGGUAA